Molecule: messenger RNA, 687 nt
Organism: Naegleria lovaniensis
Lineage: Eukaryota; Heterolobosea; Eutetramitea; Acrasida; Naegleriidae
Exons: 3
Coding region: 1-687 (228 amino acids)
Source: RefSeq, a predicted model, not a curated record
AUGACAUUAAGCAUGCUGUCGAAUGUAUUAGUUUCCCUCACGUUCAUUUCCAUCACCUAUUAUAAGGGAACUGCAAUUUAUCCUGAGGAAACCUUUAGUUUAGAAAUGAUUUCUGUAGAAUUGAUGGUUUUGGCCAAUGUUCCCCUUGCUUUGACAUUUCUCUCCAUUGUCAUGAAAUUGGACAAAACCAAACGAAGAGUUUCACUUUAUGGCAUUGUUGUUUUUUGUUUCAUUUGGGUUACCGAUAUACACCCAGAAAGUGACACGUGUCAUUGCAUUGCCAUUUGUGUUGGUGGCUCUUGUAGUGUGUUGGACAGUCAUUCUCAUCGAUACAGUUCGAACUUAUCGAAUGUUGAAGAAGAACAAUGUCAAGGUUUCUUUUUCCAAUUUAGGUUUUCUCGAUAUAUUUUCAUUCCAAUUACAUUGUCAAUAUACUUGCUGUAUGACAUUCCUGCUGAAGCUGGUCUGAUUACUGCAUCGUUUAGUAUUGACAUUUUCUGGGCCUUCAUGUGGAAGCACCGAGUGGAAGUUUAUAUGAUUUGUAUUUUGAAUUGGGGACUUGUUUAUGUUCUUUUUAACAAGAAUCGAUUCUUGUAUUGUUAUCAAAAACCAUUAUCGUUAUGCAUGUCUCAGGAUGCCAUUCGAAAGAUCAAUAAGGAUCAAAACAAGGAACAAAAUAAUUUGUAA